UUUCAAAUUUGUAUUUAGUACUAUUUAGUCGGCUUGUGGAAGUUUGGUAGAGUUUCCAUGUGUUCGAUGUUUUCUGUUUGUUAACCGCCAGAUUUGUUAUUACAUUUUAAUAAAAUGAGUAUUACAAGUGAAGAAAAUAACGUGCCAGAAAUGAGAAAGGAUGAUGAUAUAUUUAAUAUUCUUGUAGCAACAGAUAUCCAUUUAGGUUUUGAAGAAAAAGAUCCUAUAAGAGAUCAGGAUACAUUUGAUACACUUGAAGAAAUUUUGCAAAUUGCAGACGCUGAACAGGUAGAUUUUAUUCUAUUAGGAGGAGAUUUAUUUCAUCAUGCUCAACCUAGCCCUUACUGCAUUUACAGAUGCACCGAACUUCUAAAAAAGUAUUGCCUUGGGGAUAGGCCAGUAGAAAUUGAAUUUCUUUCAGAUCCAACCCAUAAUUUUUCUACUCUACAAAAUCCAACGGUUAAUUAUGAAGAUCCAAAUUUAAAUAUAUCUAUUCCUGUAUUUUCAAUUCAUGGCAAUCAUGAUGACCCUACUGGUCAAAGGCAAAUAUCUGCUAUGGAUUUAUUAGCUACUACGGGGCUGCUAAACUAUUUUGGGAGGUGGAGUAAUCAUGAAAUGGUGGAAAUAGAACCAAUUUUGCUGAAGAAAGGUCAGACAAAAUUAGCUUUAUAUGGAUUGUCUCAUAUUAAAGAUGAAAGACUUGGGAGGUUGUUUCUCGACAAAAAAGUAAAAAUGUUAGCACCAGACGAUGAUAAGGAUUGGUUCAACUUAUUAGUUUGGCAUCAGAACAGAGCCACUAGAGGAGUAAAAAAUUUUAUUCCUGAUGAUACGCUUCCUAAAUUUUUAGAUUUAGUUAUUUGGGGCCAUGAACAUGAUUGUAGAAUAGAACCUGAAAUGAAAACAAAUGGUGUAUAUAUUUCUCAACCUGGUAGUUCUGUUGCAACUUCAUUGGCAGCUGGUGAAGCGAUACCAAAAAAAAUUGGUAUUUUAAAAAUACAUAAAAAAUCUUUCAUAAUGACACCAAUUGAACUUAAAACAGUGCGGCCCUAUAUAUUCGACGAGGUAGUACUAAAAGAACUAAACGAAAUGGAUACCGAAGAUAAUGGUCUCACUUAUAGUGAAACAACAGUGGAACUAGUGAAAAAUAAAAUAAACAAUAUGAUCCAAGAAGCGAAACAAUUAGGUCGAACACAAAAAGUAACUCAGAAGCCAUUAAUUAGGCUCAACGUGAAAUAUAGGGAUGAAAGACAGCUUUUUAACACAAUUCGAUUUGGCCAGACGUAUGUAGGACAGGUUGCAAAUCCUGAGGACAUGGUGAAGUGCCAACCUAUCAAAAAUCCAGUUAGACAGAAUAAAAGUGACGUAUAUGAUAUGCCAGAUAUUAUAGCGGAUAGAGUGGAGGACAUAGUGUUGAAACAUUUUAAUGAUAAUGAUAGUUUACUGUGCUUUUCAGUAUAUCCCCUUAACGAGGCAGUUAAAAAAUGUAUUGAUUCAAAUGAUCCCGAGGCUACAGCACUAAUUUCAGAUCAUUUCAUUAAGGAAACUAUUGAAAAAUUGGAAGAGAGCAUGCCAGAAAUAGAAGAGUUAGACAAAUUUAUUGACGAUUUAAAAAGGUCUAGGCAGCAGGAUAGUGCAAGUUUUGUACACAAAAUAUUGAAUGAUCCAAACCGAGUGAAACAGCGUUACUCAAGUAGUGAACUUGAUCUAGAUGAUGAAGAUAAUAAUGAUAGCAAUAUCGUUAAAAUAGAUGAUGACGAUGUAGUGUCCGGCACUUCAAGUAAACCUCACAGUGGUCCAGGAUCUAGGGGUCGUUGGGGCUCUAAUACUAGUAGAGGAUCCAGUGCAGUUAGAGCUACCAGAGGAACACGUAGAGGAAGAGGAAGAGCAAAAUAAAAGACAUUUUUGCUAUUCGUCUUGAAUAUAUUUACUUUGAAUACACAUCUAAUGCUUGCAUGUCUAUAAAAAAUAAUCAAAAUAUAGUUUAUUUCAUUCCAUAUUUGUCGUACAAAUGUAUUACUCAAUUUU
This is a messenger RNA of Anoplophora glabripennis (Asian longhorned beetle), 2025 nucleotides long. It is a transcript of the gene mre11, whose product is annotated as double-strand break repair protein MRE11. Bases 115 to 1893 code for a protein of 592 amino acids. Gene Ontology annotation, cellular component: Mre11 complex; nucleus. The transcript is spliced from 9 exons. Gene Ontology annotation, molecular function: 3'-5'-DNA exonuclease activity; manganese ion binding; DNA endonuclease activity. The record is from RefSeq and is a predicted model, not a curated record. NCBI's taxonomy places the organism in Eukaryota, Metazoa, Arthropoda, Insecta, Coleoptera, Cerambycidae. Gene Ontology annotation, biological process: double-strand break repair via nonhomologous end joining; telomere maintenance; mitotic intra-S DNA damage checkpoint signaling.